GCUCAAACCAGGUCUCAUCUUGCAGAUCUGUGUGGGAACAAACGUGGCAAAGUGAUCAAACCUCUGCAGUAUCAGUCAACUGUGGCACCAGGCACUGUUGCACGAGUGGAACCAAAUAUCAAGUGGUUUGGAAACACUCGUGUGAUCAAGCAAUCAUCCCUACAGAAAUUCCAGGAGGAGAUGGAGACUGUGAUGAAGGAUCCUUACAGGGUGAUCAUGAAGCAGAAGAAGCUGCCCAUGUCCCUGUUCUACGACCGGAUCAAACCUCAUACCUCCAGAGUUCACAUUCUUGACACAGAGACAUUUGAAACAACGUUUGGCCCCAAAUCACAAAGGAAAAGACCAACUCUGUCUGCAAGUGAUGUGCAGUCUCUGGUGGAGAAUGCUGAGGCCUCGUCAGAGUCUUACGAUCAGGGCAAGGACCGAGACCUGGUGACAGAGGACACUGGUGUAAGGGAUGAAGCACAAGAGGAGAUCUUUAAGAAAGGACAGUCCAAAAGAAUCUGGGGUGAGCUCUACAAGGUGAUUGACUCAUCAGAUGUUGUUGUUCAAGUUCUUGAUGCCCGAGAUCCCAUGGGCACUCGCUCCCCUCAUGUGGAAUCCUACCUUAAAAAGGAGAAGAAGUGGAAACAUCUCAUUUUUGUCCUGAACAAAUGUGAUCUCAUUCCUACCUGGGCCACUAAGCGCUGGGUUGCUGUCCUUUCCCAGGAGUAUCCAACACUGGCUUUCCACGCCAGCCUCACAAACCCAUUCGGCAAAGGUGCUUUCAUACAGCUCCUAAGGCAGUUUGGAAAGUUACACUCUGACAAGAAGCAGAUCAGUGUGGGAUUCAUUGGCUACCCCAACGUUGGCAAGAGCUCAGUGAUCAAUACCCUGCGCUCCAAGAAGGUCUGCAACGUGGCCCCCAUUGCAGGGGAAACAAAGGUGUGGCAGUACAUCACCUUGAUGCGGCGGAUCUUCCUCAUCGACUGCCCCGGGGUGGUUUAUCCAUCAGGAGACUCAGAGACAGACAUUGUGCUGAAGGGAGUGGUUCAAGUUGAGAAGAUUAAGAGCCCUGAAGACCAUAUUGGUGCUGUGCUGGAAAGAGCCAAAGCAGAAUACAUCAGGAAGACAUACAAAAUUGAUUGCUGGACAGAUACAGAAGACUUCCUUGAGAAACUCGCUGCUAGGACUGGAAAACUGCUAAAGGGUGGUGAGCCUGACUUGCAGACUGUGAGCAAGAUGGUUCUCAAUGACUGGCAGAGGGGCAGAAUCCCUUUCUUUGUGAUGCCACCAUUUGCAGAACCAGAUCAACCAGGUCAGCCAGAUCCCCAGCCUCCUGUGUUGGAAGCAGCUGUGACAUCCAGCCAAGAUAUCACUGAGGAGAAAGUCUCUGAGUUGGUGGCACCAGGUGUGGAGCCAGCAGAAGAGGGGAACAACACAAACACUGAAAUCAGGCAGCUCAUGUCCAACAUUCGGCAGAACUUCGGCAGGAUUAACGUGGCACCUCAGUUCUCAGAAGAAGACCUGGUUCCUGUGGAUGUGCCAGGUUUUGAUGACACAGACCAUGAUUCACCUGGAGAGGAGGAGCAGGAGGAGGAGGAGGAAGAGGAGAAUGAGGAACAGCAGGAUCAAGGAGAGGAGGAAUUGCAGGUGCCUGCACCAGGUUCCCAGGAGAGCUCUAAAGCAGUUCUUAAGGCUUUGGAGGACAAGAUUGCAAAAUACAAAAAAUUUUUGGAUAAAGCCAAGGCCAAGAGAUUCUCAGCAAUAAGAAUCCCCAAGAGACUGAGUGACACAGUGUUUGCAGAAUUCGUACAGAAGGAUGAAGAACCCGAAGAAACUGAAGACAGAGGCAGCAUAGAGAAGAAAAGAAAGAAGAAAGAAGAGGAGGAAAGUGAUGAUGAUGAUGACCAGUUGGGUAAACAGCCUAGUAAGAAGCUCACAUCCAAAGAAAGGAGACGAGCCGAGAGGCAGCAGCGCUCCAAGAAAGUCGGAGUCCGGUAUUAUGAAACUCACAACGUGAAAAAUAAGAAUAAGAACAAGAAAAAAACUGGCUUGGAGGGACAAAGAUCAAAGCAGAAAAAAUACAAACAUAAGCAAUAGCUGCUUAUUCUAUUAAAUUUUACAUAAAACAGC
Messenger RNA from Passer montanus (Eurasian tree sparrow), 2115 nucleotides. It is a transcript of the gene GNL2, whose product is annotated as G protein nucleolar 2. The transcript has 15 exons. The record is from RefSeq and is a predicted model, not a curated record. Gene Ontology annotation, molecular function: GTP binding. Gene Ontology annotation, cellular component: nucleolus. The annotation marks the transcript as partial. Lineage: Eukaryota; Metazoa; Chordata; Aves; Passeriformes; Passeridae.